AUGUCUUCUCUGAGAGUGCUGCUGGUGGGUGACAACCCGAACAUUGUGCUGUUUGCGUCGAGGUUUCAACUCGCUAACAGCGUGGAGCUGUUUCAUGUUGGGAAGUCCCCUUCAAACAGUUUCCAAGUGGAUACAGACAGUUAUGGCUCGGAGAAGUUCCAAUUGCAAAACCACUUCACCUCGCUGCAGGAGCUCGUCGACGAGUGUACACGCACCGACCGUGCGGGAAUCGCCAUGGAUCUCGUCGUGCUCAGCGCAUCGUCCCUCCAGGAGUUGUCCAACACGGCAAGCGAGCUUGAACCGCUUACGAACAGUAACACGAAGAUCUUCCUGGAGAGUAGCGGCAGUAUACAGCUAGAACCCUUCGUCAAACAGUUCAUUAAAGAAUCGAACGUUCUGAGUGUUGUGUCGGACUUCGAUAUUCGUGAAACUGCAACAAACACUUUCAAACAGUUCGGUGCGAAACAGGGGGACCACCCGAACAAGAUGUACCUCGGUGUCAGCACGAUGAUCUCACUGGCAACGUACCCGCAGAACAUUGUUAACUUGCUCAACACUUUCCAGAAACUGUUCAGCAAACUCUUCCCGGAACAGGUGAUCGAUCUAUGCAGUUACCACCCAAUUGAGUACUUGUCCAAACAGUGGGAAGUCGCGAUCCCAAGACUUUGCUUCGAUCCACUGCUUAUCAUUUUGGAGGAGACGCACCCAGCUGGGCUAGACCAACAAAUACUCGCAAAACCGCUGAUAUCAGGGCUAGUCGCUGAGGCUCUCAAGAUCGCUGCAAGCAUGGGUGUCAAAUUGGGACCCUCUUGGGACAACGAGGCCAGUCUGUUGAAGAAGUGGGCACAACAUAACGCAGACGAGGUCCCCUCGCUCCUGUACCAUUUCAUCCACAGAACAGCCUCACUGAACAUCGAUCUGCUGUGGUUGCAAGUAAUUCUCUUGGCGGACGACUACAACAUUAAGACGCCGUACAUGGAGUUCCUGUACUCGAUGAUCACACAGUUGCAAAAUAUAAACCAAGGUGCAUCCAAAUGGUUCGUUAGAAUCGAAGACCACAACGGACAGGCGACCGCAGAACAUACGGACAACUUGAAUAGGAAAAUCCAGGAAUUGUCAAACACACUCGUGGCAAAGGAUAACCAGUUGGAUACAUUGAAUAAUAACGUCACCGAAUUGCAAAAACAACUACAAUCGAACCAAAGGGAAACAGCAGAGACUGUCAAAAACUACCAGACACAAAUCAAUACUUUGAACGAAAAGCUGAAAACUUUGACAGUAGCUACAUCGGUGCACGACACUGCAGUUUCUAACACGAAUGUCGAUAAUUAUAAGCCUACAGGUACUCCGAACCUGAAUGAUCUGGAAGACGUGGCACUGUUCGGCGUCAAUUACGGUGAGUCCCCCUUGAAGAACAACUUGAAGGCACACGGCUCAGAAAUUAACGGCACAAGCUCCAAUGGGAGCGCCACGUCGCAGAACCUAAAUGCAAACAGCAGCGACUCGAACAACUCACAAAUUGACGACAUGGAUAAAUCCAUGCAGGAAAAGGAGCUCGAACUCAAGAGAAGAGAACUUGAACUGCAAGAGAGAGAAUUGGAGUUGCAAAGACGCGCCCUGCAAAACCAAUUCCAACAGCAACAGCAGCCAUACCCUCAACCUAGACAUCCCAAGAUGCCUCCGAUGAACGGCAAUAGUGCAACACCGCCCCCAUCAUCCCAACAACAACAACAACAACAAAUGGGGGGGAGGAAAUCUUCGUACAACCAAAUUUACCAACAGCCGUACGCACCAAACAUGCGCGGAAACAGGAACAUGCACGGUGCAACAAGCGCUCCCUCGUCGUCGAGCAACAACCUUAUAGACCCGAUGUCUUCUAGUAUGCCAUACAACAAUGGAUUCCAGGGCUCUCAGCAGCAACAGUCACAACAAAUGGCCCCAUACAACUCUGCAUCACAGCAAUAUCCGAUCAAACCAACGAGUAGGAAGAACAGAAGUAGCAAUAUGCCGAACUUCCGCAACCCAUCCACUUCGAACCUGGGUAACUUUGGGAUGCCCGGUGGGAAUGGCGCCAUGGGCAACGGAAUUGCGGGCAGCAUCCCCCCAUCGCUAAAUAGCCAGAGCAGGUUAAAUUCGCUGUCCAGUCAGAGUAUGCCUCUUGCAAACCGCAUCAGACAACGGCAGCCGCAGCAAUCCAGCUCGUUCAAUAACUUGCAUGCCGCAUCCAGAAACAAUCCAGGUAUACCAUCCAACCAAAACUUUGCCCAGCAACAGAGACAGCUAAGCAGCAACAGUGCAAGCGAUAUCCACCAAAUGGCCAAUAUGUCCACCAACACCGUGGUUCACAAUGACUUAGCAGCGGACCGUUUCACUCCCACUGGCCAGAAUAAUGACAGUGCCACGGUCACUACGAGACCGGAGGCGCGCCAACCGAUCCAGUUUGGCACCCCACCGAUCCCACAAGCGCCAAGCAAUGACAUAACCUCUUCGCCUGCCUCCAUGGAAACUACGGACACUAAAACAGAAGAGAAGAAGAAAAAGAAGAAGUUUGGCCUGUUCAAGAAAAAAAUAAGAAGUAGGUGA
This is a messenger RNA of Huiozyma naganishii CBS 8797, 2583 nucleotides long. It is a transcript of the gene SVL3, whose product is annotated as Svl3p. Gene Ontology annotation, cellular component: cytoplasm. The transcript has a single exon. Gene Ontology annotation, molecular function: oxidoreductase activity. NCBI's taxonomy places the organism in Eukaryota, Fungi, Ascomycota, Saccharomycetes, Saccharomycetales, Saccharomycetaceae. The record is from RefSeq and is a predicted model, not a curated record. Bases 1 to 2583 code for a protein of 860 amino acids.